AUGUCACACCAACCGCCAUGGGAUUACAUCGCAAAGCUCGUCUGCAUCGGUGACUCUGGCACCGGUAAAUCCAGCCUCACAAUCCGCCUCUGUGAAGGCCGAUUCACCACCACCCACGACGUUACCAUCGGCGUCGAAUUCGGCUCCCGAGUCGUCCCCGUAGGUCCUCCCGCCAGUGACGCCCUCGACAUAUCCUUCGAACACAACACCCAAUUUCUCCGAAGCAAAUCCCAAUCCCAAUCCCAACCCGAAGCCACAUCCAAACCCUCCAGCCGCCCACCCUCCCCUUCCCCUUCCUCCUCUCUCCACCUCUCCCCGGGCCUCCCCCCACCCCCCAAGCGCCCCACCACCGCCCCCGUCCAGAAGCGCAUGAAACUCUCCCUCUGGGACACCGCCGGCCAAGAAACCUACAAGUCCAUCACCCGCUCCUAUUUCCGCGGCGCGUCCGGCGCCCUCCUCGUCUUUGACAUCACCCGCCCAUCCACCUUCUCCUCCCUCUCCGCAUGGCUGCAGGACCUUCAACAAAUCGCCGAGGAAGGCAUCGUCGUCGUGCUCGUCGGGAAUAAAAGCGAUCUCGUCAAGCGUGAUCACGCAGAGACCGACGGGGAGGAGGAGGAGGAGGAGGAGGGGAAAGGCUACAUCACCCGCGCCCAGGCCGAAGCCUGGUGCAAGGCCAACGGCGUGGUGCGCUAUGUCGAAACCAGCGCGAAGUCAGGCGAGAAUGUGGAACGAGCGUUUCUGGAGGUGGCGGAGCGGAUAUAUCGCAACAUUGAGGCGGGCCGGUAUGAUCUGAAUGAUCGCCGGAGCGGGGUGAAGGGGUACGGGAGCACGAGUGGGACGAGGAAUGGAAAGGUGCCGAAGACUGUGACCCUGGGGGUUAAUGAUGCCAUGGGGAGAAGGGGGAGUGCGUGGGCGGGAGGCUGUUGUUGA
Messenger RNA from Uncinocarpus reesii 1704, 930 nucleotides. Its product is annotated as Rab2B protein. The coding region runs from base 1 to 930 and encodes 309 amino acids. NCBI's taxonomy places the organism in Eukaryota, Fungi, Ascomycota, Eurotiomycetes, Onygenales, Onygenaceae. Gene Ontology annotation, cellular component: endosome. Gene Ontology annotation, biological process: regulation of endocytosis. The record is from RefSeq and is a predicted model, not a curated record. The transcript has 2 exons. Gene Ontology annotation, molecular function: GTP binding; GTPase activity.